AUGAGGCCUGAGAACCAGAGCAGCGUGUCUGAGUUCCUCCUCCUGGGGCUCCCCAUCCUGCCAGAGCAGCAGGGCAUGUUCUUCACCCUGUUCAUGGGCAUAUACCUGACCACGGUGCUGGGGAACCUGCUCAUCAUCCUGCUCAUCAGGCUGGACUCUCACCUCCAAACUCCCAUGUACUUUUUCCUCAGCCAUUUGGCUCUCACUGAUGUCUCCUUUUCAUCUGUCACUGUCCCCAAGAUGCUGGUGAACAUGCAGACUCAUUGCCAAUCUAUCACUCACACAGGGUGCAUUUUGCAGGUGUAUUUCUUUAUAAUAUUUGGUUGCCUUGAUAGCUUUCUUCUUGCAGUGAUGGCAUAUGACAGGUACGUGGCCAUCUGUCACUCUCUCCACUACAACAGCAUCAUGAGGGUAGAGCUAUGUGUUUUGUUGGUGAUUGGGUCCUGGGUCCUGUCCUGUGCCAUUGCCCUGUCUCAUACACUCUUACUAAAAAGCAGUAUGAGGCCUGAGAAUCAGAGCAGCAUGUCAGAGUUCAUCCUUCUGGGGCUGUCCAUCCAACAGGAGCAGCAGGGCAUAUUCUUCGCCCUGUUCCUGGUCAUGUACCUGACCAUGAUGCUGGGGAACCUGCUCAUCAUCCUGCUCAUCAGGCUGGAUUCUCACCUCCACACCCCCAUGUACUUCUUCCUCAGCCACUUGGCCUUCUCUGACAUUUCCCUUUCAUCUGUCACGAUUCCAAAGAUGCUCGUGAGCAUGCAGACUCAGCAACAAUCUAUCCUCUAUGUGCAGUGCAUUUCUCAGAUGUGUUUUUUCUUAGUUUUUGGUUGUCUAGACAAUUUCCUUCUUGCAGUGAUGGCAUAUGACAGGUAUGUAGCCAUCUGUCAGCCACUCCACUACACAACUGUUAUGAGGCAGGAGCUGUGUGUCUCAUUAGUAGCUGGGUCUUGGUUCCUCAGUUGUGCACAUGCCCUGUUGCACACCCUCCUCUUGGUCCAACUGUCCUUCUGUGCUGACAAUACCAUCCCCCACUUCUACUGUGACCUCACUGUACUCCUGAAGAUGAGCUGCUCAGACAUCUCCCUCAAUGAGCUGGUCAUCUUCACUGAGGGAGGAAUGCUAUUAUUCUUGCCAUUGAGUAGCAUCUUGGUGUCAUAUAUCUGGAUUGUGGCCACUGUCCUGAGGGUCCCCUCCACCAAGAGAUUCUUUAAAGCCUUUUCUACCUGUGGCUCCCAUCUCUUUGUGGUAUUUUUAUACUAUGGGACAGUUGCAGGUGUUUACUUUUUCUCCUCAUCAGGGGGCCCCAAUGAGAAAGACAUAAUUGCUUCGGCUAUGUAUACAGCAGUUACCCCCAUGCUGAACCCCUUCAUCUAUAGCCUGAGGAACAGAGAUAUAAAACAGGCCCUAAAAAUAUUCGUUGAUAGGCUAACUUCUUGA
This is a messenger RNA of Ceratotherium simum simum (southern white rhinoceros), 1431 nucleotides long. Its product is annotated as olfactory receptor 1J4-like. NCBI's taxonomy places the organism in Eukaryota, Metazoa, Chordata, Mammalia, Perissodactyla, Rhinocerotidae. Gene Ontology annotation, molecular function: olfactory receptor activity; G protein-coupled receptor activity. Gene Ontology annotation, cellular component: membrane. The record is from RefSeq and is a predicted model, not a curated record. Gene Ontology annotation, biological process: G protein-coupled receptor signaling pathway.